UGGUAUAAAUGGGAAAGGAGCAAAAAUAUGACGUUAUAUUUUUACAAUAGCACAGAAAAUGGUACUGAGCUGGGCCGGGUUGGGGACCAGCACAGGAGUGACGCUCCCAGAGGACGAUAUGAAAAUGGAAUCGUUACGGUGAAGCUCUUUCCAGUGCAAGUAGAAGAUAGUGGGCAGUAUGUGUGUGCGGUGACAAAUGAUGGUGUCUAUCAAGAAGCUAUCGCCCAGGUGAUUGUUGCAGGUUUUGGAUCUGCACCUCGCCUAACUAUAGACCAUCAGCAGAAUAAUUCAGUCACUCUGAGGUGUAUGUCCCAAGGGUGGUACCCACAACCUGAAGUAUGCUGGACUGACAGCACAGGACAAAACAUAACUGCUAUGGCUGAAACAAGAAUCCAAAAAGAUGGGACAGAUCUGUAUCAAAUCCACAGUACGCUCAGGGUCGCAGAUACUGCUUCUGACACUAUCUCAUGCACUAUAAGAAACCCCUUGCUGAAGAGGCACCGCAAAAAAGUUAUUGCAAUUUCAGGAGUAGGGAAUGAAACUUCUUUACAAAUGCAUCUGCAGAAAGUUUGCAAAUAUGAAUGUAAAUGGAAAGGGUGGUAUCCAAAGCCCAUGGUCUUCUGGAGAAAUCACAAAGGACAAAGCAUAAACUCAUUGGCUGAGACAACAGAAGUGCAGGAUGAGCAAAAUCUUUUCACAGUAGCAAGCACCAUUGCUGUGUCAUGUGAUACCCCCGAGAUUACCUGUGCCAUUGUCAACACAGAAUCAGAGAUGAUUCAACAAUCAACUGCUCAGCACUUUGUGGGUUUCUUAAUCUGUAUCUUGCUGUUUAUUGCUGUGACUGUCGAACAUUUUUUUGGAAAAUGCAAAAGCCAGUUCCAGAAUGUGAUUGACCAAGUGCAGAGGGUAAGAGAGCAAUCCCACGAUGACUAUGAGCAACUGCAGAGAGAAAUUGCCCAACUCAAGGAAGAUAAUGAAAGGAAAGCAGAUCAUUCUCAGGCAGAUUCAGAAAGGAAAAAAGAUCAUUCUCAAGCAGAGCACCUAGAAGAGGAGAUGGCUGCAAUAAGGAAUGAAUUAGCCCAAGUCAAGGAGAACAUGGAAUGGAGAAUGGUUCAGAACAAUUCAGAUGACAUCACUCUUGACGCAGACACAGCACACCCCAACCUCUCCAUUGCUCCCAAUAAGAAGAGUUUGAAACAUGAAGCCCAACCUCAAAAAGUUCCAGCAAACGCAGAGAGGUUCGAUUCAACUGUCUGUGUGUUGGGUUCUGAAGGAUUCUUCUCUGGAAAGCACUACUGGGAGGUGGAGGUUGUGAGCAGCACUGACUGGGACCUGGGAGUGGCCAGAACAUCAAUACAGAGAAAAGGAAAACUUUCCUUGUCCCCUAAAGAGGGAUUCUGGGCUCUGGGUCUGAGUGGGAGAGAUUAUUGGGCAAAAACAGACCCAUGGACCCGGGUCAUGGUGCAGAAAAAGCCCCAGAAAAUUGGAGUUUACCUUAGUCACCAAGACAGGCAGGUGACUUUUUUAAAUGUAACUGACAUGUCUGUGUUGUUCACAUUUAAUGAUUGUUCAUUCUCAGGAGAGGUUUAUCCAUUCUUUAAAAAUUCACACAAAGAAACAACAAUGAGAAUUUGCUCAAUUAAAGAGGAAUAAAUAUAACAUGGCACUGAUGCUGAUUUUAUACUGGUGUAACUGAAAUCAAGGUUUUCACAAAUGUAUUUUGAUGUAUAAAAAGCUGGGUUUUUUUAAAUGUACAUUG
Molecule: messenger RNA, 1759 nt
Organism: Caretta caretta (loggerhead turtle)
Lineage: Eukaryota; Metazoa; Chordata; Testudines; Cheloniidae
Source: RefSeq, a predicted model, not a curated record